Molecule: messenger RNA, 1425 nt
Organism: Venustampulla echinocandica
Lineage: Eukaryota; Fungi; Ascomycota; Leotiomycetes; Helotiales; Pleuroascaceae
Exons: 4
Coding region: 1-1425 (474 amino acids)
Biological process (GO): pantothenate import across plasma membrane
Cellular component (GO): plasma membrane
Molecular function (GO): pantothenate transmembrane transporter activity
Source: RefSeq, a predicted model, not a curated record
AUGGGGCUUCAACGCGUAAGAGAGUAUAUCUCCCAACCCUAUACGCAUCCAGGGGAGGGGAAGCUGGUUCGAAAAAUUGAUUUCUUCAUCUUGACAUUCUGCUGUCUCUCUUAUUUUACCAAUUACCUUGAUCGUUCGAACUUGGCAAAUGCUUAUGUGAGUGGAAUGAAGGAGGAGUUAAACUUUCAGGGGAACCAGUUAAAUCUCAUCAACACGGUUUUCACUGUUGGAUAUGUCGUCGGCCAAAUCCCCAGCAAUCUCGCCCUCUACCAUAUGAAACCCCGCAUCUUCUUCCCCAGCAUGAUGAUUAUAUGGGGAGGUCUCACGAUGAUCACGGCCGCAGCCAAACAUCCCCGCGAUAUAAUGGCCAUUCGAUUCUUCCAAGGCAUUGCCGAAGCUAGUACUUUCGUCGGCACACACUACAUCCUAGGUUCCUGGUACACUGCUCGCGAGCUCGGAAAGCGAAGUGGAAUUUUCACGUCCUCUGGUCUAGCAGGCACAAUGUUCGGUGGUUUCUUGCAAACAGCAAUCCAUUCCUCCCUAGACGGCGCCAAAGGCCUUAGCGGGUGGCGCUGGCUCUUCAUAAUUGACGGCCUGAUAACCAUCCCCAUCGCCAUCUACGGCUUGCUCCUCUUCCCUGAUACGCCAAGCACAACCUCAGCCUUUUACCUCACUCCAGCAGAGCGUGCGCUAGCCAUAUCGCGCGUUCCCGAAGUCCCUGAACGAAAGCCUUUCAAUCUAUCCUUCGUCAAAAGAGUCUUUACAAGCUGGCACUGGUACGGCUUUGUAGUACUCUGGAUCAUAGCUGGCGAAACGGAAUCCUUCUCCUCCAACUCCCUCCUGGCAUUAUACAUGAAAUCCACAAAACGAUACACUGUCGCCCAACUUAACAACUACCCCACGGGUGUCCCCGCCGUCGGCAUAGUGUCAACGCUCUUCUGGGCAACGCUUACCGAUCUCCUCGCCGGAAAGAGAUACCUAGUAGGCUACUGGAUAGCUAUUACGGGGAUCGUAACGGCGGGUAUGAUAUUGAAUAAUAAUGCAAGUGUGGCAUCGAUAUUUGGAGCAUAUUAUUGGGCUGGAACCGUUUAUGCCUGUCAGGCUACCUUCUUCGCGUGGGCGAAUGACGCGAUGAGGUAUGAGGAGGAUAGUCUGAGAGCUGUCGUUAUUGCCGGGAUGAAUUGUGGAAGUAAUGCUGUGAAUGCUUGGUGGAGUUUGUUGUUCUAUUCGGCAGAUAUGGCGCCCAGGUUUACUAAAGGUAUGUGGGCUAUGAUUGGUACGUGUCUCGCAAUGGCGAUAUGGACAAGCGGCUUGCUAUUCAUGACAAUGAGGGCCGAGAAGGCGCGCCAGUUUGAAGAGGCAAGAGUGGCGGUUGCAGAGAAAGGAUUCGAGGUCACCGAGGUAGAGGGUGCCGCUAAGUCUUAG